Messenger RNA from Penicillium macrosclerotiorum, 855 nucleotides. RefSeq lists its product as uncharacterized. The record is from RefSeq and is a predicted model, not a curated record. The transcript is spliced from 3 exons. Bases 1 to 855 code for a protein of 284 amino acids. Lineage: Eukaryota; Fungi; Ascomycota; Eurotiomycetes; Eurotiales; Aspergillaceae.
AUGAUGUUUCAUUUGUUCUCCCGCUCUACUGAGGGCUCGAUUUCGGCUGAAAAGCGCAAUGUCGCGAUCGCUGAGCUUGUUCUGUUCUCAACCGUGCAAUUCGUCCAGUUUUCUCUCAGGUAUAUUCAAGAGUGGCGAUAUUGGCAUCAUAAGAAAAGAAAGAAUCCGUUUCGUUGCGCCUUCUACUCCUGGUUUAGCAUGAUUGGCUUACUAUCUCAGAUCCGAAUUGCCAAUAAUGCUAUGAUACUCUCAACAUCUUACCCGACUAGCUCGAUGCUCAUUGCUGAAUCUUCAAUGCAAAGUGUUGGGCUUUCGCCUCUUUUAUUCGAAGUCAGCUUGGUUCUCCUGCGAUGCGGCCAAGCCGGAGAAUUCGGGCCAGGAAAGUCCAAGUACCCCAAACCCACACGCGUGAUGCUCCACGGUUUCCGUCUGCCCAUAAUUGUUGCUAUUGUCAUGACAGUGGUAGGUAGAAUCAUUCAAAUCCACGGACUUGCAGAGGCUGGUUCGGUGUUGCUCGUCGUGGCCUAUGCAUUUGUGUGUGGAUUGAUUGCUUGGCUUGCAGGAAAGUCUCGCUCGAUUCUUUCUGCUUCCGGAUACCGUGGCAUCCUGGUCACAAGCUUCACUCUGCCCUUCUUGCUGGUCCGCAUAAUUUAUUUCGUGCUGUUGACCGACGGGUCCCCGAAAUUCAACCCCGCCAAUGGGGACGUGGGGAUCUUGGCAGGAAUGGGGCUGCUGAUGGAGAUAUUAAUUGUAUCCUUGCUUGUGAUGGCACGCACAGUGACGGAGCCUAUCUCCAGUCCUCCUGAUUCCAAGAUGCUAGCUAUUUCCGAUGACUUAGAGCCCUCAAGAAAUUGA